CUUUCCAGUUUCCAUGAGAUUUCUCCGACAUAUUCUACUUGCACAUAAAGCUUGGAUUGAAGACUGUUUAGUUACACAAACACACACCACAACCACGUGGUCAAAUCAAAGCGCAGAAUAUUGCGGGCGGGAAAGCCCCUCGUAGAUCAGUUUAAAACCGGCCUGAGGUCCGUCUCUUUUCAGACAUCCUCAGACAGUGGAAACUAGUGGAUAGGGCUACUGUUCAUUAUCAGCUGCAAAGUGAAUGUAUUUUAAUGCAAGUUCAGGGUGCGGCAACAUUUUAUUUAUAUAUUUAAUCUUACCUUUGAGCAUAAGAGAAAGGGAGUGUUUUAUAAAACGAGAAAUUAAAUUGUAAUGGGUUCGGUGCUUUUUUUUUGCAAUAUUAGUUUAUCUAUAAAGUACUGAAGGACAUUUAAAGUGCUUACAUUGGUGCCGAAAAUGCACAUGAACUCCAUUUUAUUUUCUGCUGUAAUAAUGGCAGCAGUGUCACUGAUUUUGACCACUGCAGCUGCUGCUGACCCGAGGGAUUUCUGUUUCUGGACUAAAGUCACGUCGAACGGUGAGACCCAUCUUAGCUUCCUCCGACACCACAGAGAAACUCACCACCCCUCAUCCCUCCAUCUCUACCACAGUGUGUGGUCCGUGGAGAAUAGACUGGUCAACUGCGCAGUGAUUGACGACACGGCCGUUACAGACAGCUACAUGUCUGUGUGUCGGGAGAAGAGCACCACAGGAGAGUUCUCUGACCGUCCUUGUGAACGUUUUGAUGUCAGUGCGCAGUCUGAACUAGAAAGCCACUGCGCUCCUGUUAGCUCUCCAACGGUCACCCAGCGCGAAGCUGUUGGAGAUGCCUCUGAGGAACAUACAGAGACAAGGAGUAAGAGGCACGCACGGAGCGUUAUUGAUGAUAUAGCGUUCCAGAAUCCUCUUGGAGACGGUGGUGACAGUUCCAGGGAUGUGACUCAAGCCCACCGGCGCGUAAAACGUGGCCUCAUCGUGCCGGGAACGCUUUGGUGCGGCUCAGGGAACAAGGCGGCGACCUAUGACGAUUUAGGUGUGUUUGCGGAGACAGAUAGUUGCUGCAGGGAGCAUGACCAAUGUCAGGACACCAUCCUGUCGUUCGAGACCAACUAUGGAGUUUUCAACAAAAACAUUUUCACCCUGUCCCACUGCCACUGUGAUAACAGGUUUCGCCGGUGUUUGCUGGGGGCUGAGGACAGUAUUUCAGACACAGUGGGAUACGUCUUCUUCAACCUGCUGAAGAUGCACUGCUUUGAGUUCUCCCACAGACUACAGUGCUCUCAAAGGAACUGGUUUGGCAUGUGUCAACAGUAUGAGAUGUCUCUGUAUGCUGUGGUCCAUCCUCCCACCUUCUACAACUCCACCCAGCCAGACCCUGACUUACAGGAGGAUGAAAUGGCUGUCAAUACCACCACUACCAUCUCCACCCCCACUUCCACCUCCCCCUCCAACUCUACCACCUCCACCUCUUUCUCUUCCACCUCCUCCUCCAGCUCCAUCUCCACCUCCUCCACUUCCACCUCCAUCUCCAACUCCAUCUCCACCUCCUCUUCCUCCUCCUCAUCCACCUCCAACUCCACCACCUCCUCCACCUCCUCCGCCACUUCCCCUUCCAACUCUACCACCUCCUCCACCUCCAUCUCCACCUCCUCCACUUCCAACUCCACCACCUCCUCCACCUCCAUCUCCACCUCCAUCUCCUCUUCCUCCUCCUCCUCCUCAUCCACCUCCAACUCCACCACCUCCUCCACCUCCAUCUCCACCUCCUCUACCUCCAUCUCCACCUCUCCCUCCACCUCCUCCACCUCUUCCUCCACCUUCUCUACCUCCAUCUCCACCUCUCCCUCCACCACUUCGACCUCUCCCACCACCUUUCCCUACAUUGCCACUUCCACCUCUCCCUCAUCCUCCUCCUCCUCCACCCCCACCACUCCUUCCAGUGCUGCCCCAGCAGACCUUACCACAGGGGGUCAGAGUGGAACACCAGCCUCUGGCUCGCCUGUCAUCCACCCUUACCCUGGAGAGGACAAUAUGGCUACCAAUACUUCCCCCACCUCCACCACUGGCACUGCUACUGCUAUAGGGACCCAGAGUAGCACCUCGGGCCCAGCAUCGGCUUUGGCCUCACCAGCUGAACCCACCCACCAUAAUGGCCUGACUCUGCCUAAGUCUUACCAGGACGCAGCAAGCCCAGGGAAGCAGCAUGUGUAUGUGUGUGAUGUAUACAGAGACCUGGAUGACUGCAGGUUUAAGAUCCCUCCUCACCAGAAGAGAUACAGCCUCCUCAACCCAGAACCCAGGACCCUCUUCCACUGCAACUGUACCAGCAGACUGUCUGAGGUUCUGGUUCAGCAGAAGGAGAAAUCUGGGGUUCAGACUAUCCUGUUGAAGUACAUCUCUCUGUCCUGUUUCACAUUACAGCCACAGGUCUGCACACAGCGGACAAGCUGCUCGGCUUCUCUGGUCAAACCCUCUCCUGCUCAGCUGGAGCAGCAGAAGAACAAUGGUGGAGACAUGGAGGAGUGGCGCCAUCUACAGGCCGCUGGCCACAACGGCAGGAGGCCCAAAUCUAGAUGGGCCAAACGCAGACUACACAAACUCUGCCUCAGGAUGACCAGGAAGCACAGUCAAUGUGCUUUAGUAGAAGAUGCAGUGCCAAUGUGAUGUAAUGUUGCCUGAUCUAUUUAGCCAUCCCCUUUCCUCCCCCAUGGGAUUUAGAUACUAUUUAUUUUUGUAAUUUACAUUUUAGUCAUUGUAAAUCCAUAUUUAUCCAGAGCUGCUUAUAGUUAGUGCAUUCACUUUAAGAUAGCUAGUUGAGACAUCCACAUCAGCAAACUCAGUGCAAGUAGGAAAAAAGACAAGUGCAAGUUUUUGUUGUUACUGGGGGGGGGGUAGGACAUAUACUAAUAACAUCUACUAAUAGCAGUUGUAAAUAAUGAUAUGUGUAUCAGGGCCUUACUGCUGUAAAAGAAAAACGAUGUUUCAAGUCCUGAAUGUAAAUAUCUAAGCUACUGUACUAUAGUGUAAAAUACUUUUUUUUAAACUACUGUCUAUGCUCAGCAUUUUUUUAAUACUUUAUCUGACUGCAAAUUGUACAUAUAAGUUACUUGUAUAGAAAAACAAACAAUGUUUGCAUAUAAUGUUUUUAUUCAUUAUUUGUCUACUCUGUAAUAAUCCAGGCCACAUAUCACAACCUGCGGUGAUUGGGAGUGCCAUAGAGCGGCGCACAAAAGUGCCAUAGAGCGGCGCACAAAAGUGCCAUAGAGCGGCGCACAAAAGUGCCAUAGAGCGGCGCAUAAUUGGCCCAGCGUCGUUCAAGUUUGGCCGGUGUAGGCCGUCAUUGUAAAUACGAAUUUGUGCUUAACUGACUUGCCUAGUUAAAUAAAGGUUCAAUUAAAUCAUUAAAAAAAUAAAAAAUAAACACCUUGACAUAG
Salvelinus fontinalis (brook trout) is the source of this 3455-nucleotide messenger RNA. RefSeq names its product phospholipase A2 group III (gene pla2g3). Gene Ontology annotation, biological process: phospholipid metabolic process; arachidonate secretion. The record is from RefSeq and is a predicted model, not a curated record. The transcript is spliced from 7 exons. Bases 439 to 2685 code for a protein of 748 amino acids. Lineage: Eukaryota; Metazoa; Chordata; Actinopteri; Salmoniformes; Salmonidae. Gene Ontology annotation, molecular function: A2-type glycerophospholipase activity.